Molecule: messenger RNA, 1071 nt
Organism: Entamoeba dispar SAW760
Lineage: Eukaryota; Evosea; Mastigamoebida; Endamoebidae
Exons: 1
Coding region: 1-1071 (356 amino acids)
Source: RefSeq, a predicted model, not a curated record
AUGAAAUUAGGAUAUAAUGAAAUAAUGAUAACAUCAAUGUAUUUUAAUGAUAUUAAUGAUUUUAUUAAUUUAGAAUUAGGAGUUAAAAGAUUUAGAGGAAAUAUUGAACGAUUUCAUUUUAAUCCAAUUCCAUUAAAUGAAUAUUCAAGAAGAUUAUUUGCUAAUAUUGAAACAUUUCAUAUUUAUAAUAAAAAAGAUAAAAUAUUUAAUGAUGGAAAAAUAUUUAAAAAAGUAAUAUGGUAUACAGUAGAUUAUUCAGAAUAUUUACAAGAAAAAGAACAAGGAAAUAUCUGUAAAAAUAUAGAAUAUACAAAAGAAGAUAGAAAUACAUAUGGAAAUACAAUACCAUCAGAAGUUAAAUCACUUGGAUAUAAAUGUUUUGAUGAAUGUUAUUCAUUAACAUCAAUUAACAUACCAUCAUCAAUUAGUUUUAUAGGAGAUGAUUGUUUUUCUGGAUGUUCAUCAUUAACAUCAAUUAAUAUAGAUAAUCUACAAUAUAUUAGUAAAGAAAGAAUAUUUAUGAAUGAACCAGUGUUAGUUAGUAUUGAAAUACCAAAAAAUAUACAAAUAAUCAAUGGAAAGAAUAUAAAAAAGAAAGAUAUUAAUGAAUUUAUUAUUCCAUCUUCAAUUACUAAGUUAGGAGAAUAUUGUUUUUCUGGAUGUUCAACACUAACAUCUAUAACUAUACCAUCAUCAAUUAGUGAAAUAGGAGAUAGUUGUUUUGAUGAAUGUAUAACAUUAAAAUCAAUUAAUGUACCAUCUUCAAUUAGUGAAAUAGGAAAUUGGUGUUUUUAUGAAUGUACAUCAUUAACAUCAAUUAUUAUACCAACGAGUAUUAGUGAAUUAGGAUAUGAUUGUUUUAAAGGAUGCUAUUCAUUAACAUCAAUUAAUUUACCAUCAUCAAUUAAUGAAAUAGGAUAUGAAUGUUUUAAAUAUUGUUCAUCAUUAACAUCUAUUAAUAUACCAUCAUCAAUUAUAUCAUUUGGAGGUGGAUGUUUUUAUGGAUGUGGAUGUGAAGAAGAAUUAAUGAAAAAUGAAACAAAAGCAAGAGAUUGUUUUGAUGAAUGGUGA